CUGUUGCCUGUAUUGUCACAUCAUAUGGACCCAUUUGGUUCCAUUUGUACACUCUCAGAGUUAGAUUAACAUUGGUUUUACUAUAUAAACAAUAUAAAUUGGGGGUCUCAGAGAUAGAAAUGCCAUUAAAUGCGGGGGACGUAGACUACUGCAUGUAAAACUAAAAAUGUUAAUUUGGGGUACUGCACAUGAAAAAGUUUGUUGUAAGUAACAUGUUUUAACCUGAAUGCCCUUGGCCUUAUUACAUUUCAGCCAGCACCAGUGCAUGGUGAAGUAGCAACUACAUCUGUGCAAAGUUUGACCAGAGAUGUUGGCUGCCAGACUGAUCCCAUUUCCAUUAGAACAAUGUGCACUCAAUUAGGAGUACGGACACUAAGGACACAAUUUAGGAGCAAAUGUAUACAGACAGACAUUCCACCAGAAGCUUCUCAAUUUUUACCAAGUACCGGGUCGACGCCAAUGAAGCCACCAGCGAAAAGACCUCGUUUGGAACUGGAAGAGGAGGAGGAGGAGGACAUUUUUGCCCCAAUCCCUGGUGCUCGUGCAAUGGAAGUCGACGAUGACGAGUCUAGCUUCGACCUACAACAGUCUCAGUCUUCUCAGGCUGCAGUAGAUGCUGAUGACCCUAGCUACAACCCUGCAGAUUCUCUGGCUGAAAUGUCUGCGUCAGCGGACACUUUGGUAGCUGAAGGCCUUCCACACCACAAGGAGAAGAAAUAUAUCAUAUAUCGUAGCUGCCUUAUGGAGCUGUUCAAGGAGUGUCCUCUGUGCCAGCGUCCCUCUCAAGUUUCCUCAAAGACUAGAGGGACCAUGUUAAUUGUGGAGCAGACAUGCACAUACUGCGCCCAGAAGGUCCGAACCUGGAGGAGCCAGCCGAUGAUAAGAAGCAUGCCAGCUGGUAACAUACAGCUCUCCUCUGCCAUAUACAUCGCUGGAGAGUCCUUUUCUAAAUUCGAAAGGGUCUUCAAUGAAAUGAACGUGGCGAUUCACAAAUACCGCACAUUCCGCCGGCAUACCAAAAACUAUGUUGAGCCAGCCAUUGUUUAUGCAUGGAAACAGUCACAGAAUGACUUGCUCGCACAGUGCCAGUCUUCACCUAAUGGCAUCAUAGCCGGUGGUGACAUGCGUGCAGACUCUCCAGGCCACUCAGCAAAAUAUGGAAGCUACACGAUGAUGAACUUGGCUGUAGACAAGGUGAUCGAUGUCCAACUGGUACAGAGUAACCAAGUCGGUGGGAGUAAUCUCAUGGAAAAGCAGGGCUUAGCAGACAGCCUUGCAUUUUUGGAGCAAAAAGACGUGACUGUGAAAUGCAUUGUAACGGAUCGUCAUCCACAAAUCCAGAAGUACCUCAAGGACAAUGGCAUUUCGCAAUAUUAUGAUGUGUGGCAUCUGGAGAAAAGCAUUUCAAAACAACUGGAGAAGAUUGCCAAAACUAAAAACUGUGAAGAAUUGAGGCCAUGGAUACGGUCCAUCAGGAACCAUAUCUACUGGACAGCGAGUUCAUCCAGCACUGGACCAGAGAGAGAAGCAAAAUGGAAAGCCAUAUUAAACCAUGUGCGAAACAUCCACGUUCACCAAAACUCACCACUCUUCGAAAAGUGCCUCCAUCCGAUCCGUGACACCACUCAAUGGUCAAAAUGGCUGAAAGCAGGAAGUUCUGCGUUCCACAAGCUGGAGAAAGUGCUUGAAAACAAGAGAAUCCUGAAAGACGUCAUGAAACUCAGUCCUCACCACCAAACCUCAUCAUUAGAAGCAUUUCAUGCCGUUAUCAUACGCUUUGCUCCCAAAAGCGUGGCUUACACAUACAUUGGAAUGCUGUGCAGGACCCUCCUGGCUGUGCUGCAUUUCAAUGAGAAUUCACGCCGACCACAGGCCAAAAACAAGAAAGGAGAACCAAUGCAUGCUGUACGUUUCCCAAAGGCCAGAAAGGGUGAAUGCAGAGCAGUACCAGUGCUAGUCGAUCCCACAUUCCGCUAUGCUGGUGAUUUGAUGGAUCUCAUUUUUGAGAAAGUUAUAGAGGACCCAGCUCCAUACACCACAGAGCUGAUGGAGAUCCCAGUACCUGAGGAUUUGUGUGCCGAGUACGAAAGACCAGACAGAGAGGAUGUCAUCGCCAGAUAUGUGUCACGCUUCAAUUCAGAGCACGACGUCUGAAUCCGACGUACUGGCCAUCCUCAUCGGGAUAGUGCUGCCGGAUGUGGUUCACGACACAUGCCGGAAUUGGGACACGAAUGUUUUUUCCCAAGCGACCCCAGCACCAACUCACAAACAUUCUGUAGGCUAGGUAUCUGUAACGCCUGGUAAAUGUGAAAAAACAAACAAACAAAAAAAGUCAAUUUUUGCAAUAAAGGUUGAUUGAUGAUACAAUUUCAGUCAUUAUUUAUUUUCUCAUUUCAGCAUUUAUCUUGUACAUUAUGUAUCAUAAAUCCAAGCCAUUCAGCUAAAGACAAAAUCUGAACUGGAAGACGUGUUGUCAGGCUAACAUGUUUUACAAUAUUGUACAACGUUUACUUAGAAAAAUUUAUGUUUGAUAGACAAAUUACUUAUGCAAC
Molecule: messenger RNA, 2552 nt
Organism: Cololabis saira (Pacific saury)
Lineage: Eukaryota; Metazoa; Chordata; Actinopteri; Beloniformes; Belonidae
Exons: 10
Coding region: 346-2154 (602 amino acids)
Source: RefSeq, a predicted model, not a curated record